Talaromyces atroroseus is the source of this 498-nucleotide messenger RNA. RefSeq lists its product as hypothetical. The record is from RefSeq and is a predicted model, not a curated record. The coding region runs from base 1 to 498 and encodes 165 amino acids. Lineage: Eukaryota; Fungi; Ascomycota; Eurotiomycetes; Eurotiales; Trichocomaceae. The transcript is spliced from 2 exons.
AUGGAAAUCCCAGACCGUCCCGUGAGCUUCGUGCCCGCCAAAGCAGGCGAUGUGCUCACCCUAGGAACGAUGACACUACGGGUGAUGGAAGAUGGAUCGAACACGGACAUGCGCCUCAGCAGCGUCGAACUCAUUGUGCCCCCAAACACGCGCGGACCACCACCACACUGGCACGAAAUGCACGACGAAACCUUCCUAAUCACCAAGGGCACAAUACGCUUCCACAUACCUCCAGCUGGGCCAGACGGAAAACGAAAACCGGCCGAAAUCAUAGACGCACAAGCUGGCGAUUAUGUGGUUGUGCCGACUAGAAGUCCGCAUACAUUCUCGAAUCCGACGGAUGCUGAGGCACGGUUUUUCAACACUUUUACGCCCGCCUUCUAUAUCAAUUACUUCAAGUUAUUGGCGGAGUUGAGUGACGAAGCGAGGCCGCUUACAAAGGAGGCAAAUCAGCGGGCUAUGGCUUACUAUGCUACGUUGCCGGUGCCCGAGAUGUGA